Messenger RNA from Opisthorchis viverrini, 2064 nucleotides. RefSeq lists its product as hypothetical. NCBI's taxonomy places the organism in Eukaryota, Metazoa, Platyhelminthes, Trematoda, Opisthorchiida, Opisthorchiidae. Bases 1 to 2022 code for a protein of 673 amino acids. The record is from RefSeq and is a predicted model, not a curated record. Gene Ontology annotation, molecular function: calmodulin binding; small conductance calcium-activated potassium channel activity. Gene Ontology annotation, biological process: potassium ion transmembrane transport. Gene Ontology annotation, cellular component: plasma membrane; neuronal cell body; neuron projection. The transcript is spliced from 15 exons.
AUGAGCCCCAAGAAGGGCGAGACCGGUCGUGGGCUGUGGAAGAAUUUGUCAUGUGAUUUCGAGCCUGGAGACACCACAAACGAGAGAUUAAGCUGGGUUCCAGGCAGUAGUAGUCCCCCCCCCCCCCAAAAGGCAAUUGACCCGCACCCACCCUGUUAUCAUGGCCAAUCCACAAGUGAGUUGACGAAAAGCCUAUCAAAACGCCUAAGCCAGUUAGAAUCCGAGGACCUCAUGAUUUUUCUCUGUGAGGAAUACAUCAAGGACUGGCGCAUUUCCGUGACGAAGCGCCGCGUAUUGCAGGUUACCCUCGAAUUGCUCAUCUGUUCCAUACAUCCUCUUCCCGGAGUCAACCUAUUUUUCGAACUUCCCUCCCGUCCACCUCAAAAUAUCACUAUCCUGCACCCGAUCCGCAAAGAAGUUGGGAACAGCAAUUUGAUGGGCAAAUUCAGCCCAUAUCUUCUGCUGGUCCUGCCGAUGAUUGGACGUUUGUAUCUGGCAUUUAGAACACUGCUGCUUCAUUCGAAGAUGUUCAACGAUGCCGGAUCCCGUAGUAUCGGGUCAAUGAACAAGGUUGGUUUAUCUGUGAUAGAAAUUCUUCGCUGCCCGCAAGGAAGGAGUGAGAUGAUCCAAGUGGCUUGGGCGACCUGGCCGUAUCCCAGUCCUCGUGCUUCCUUCGGGUGGCAUGGCAGUCAGGCACCGAAGUUAACUCGUUCUGACAUUUUUACAAUGGUAUCUGCUGCUAACCCGCAUCAGUGCCUAGUGCCGGAGAAAAAAGACUCACAGAAGGGAACACAACCAUUAUAUUCCGAACAAGCGAGUCAGCUUCGAUCUACGCUUUGUACUAAAAACCAUGAUGACCUUGUGCCCCCUCAAGUCCCUUCUGGUUUUCAUUUGCGUCAUCUGGAUCAUUCUCAGUUGGAUGUUGCGGGCAUGCGAACUGGGGCUGGAUGGACCAAGUGGUUAGAGCGCAAAUUUACUGACCGGGAGGUCCGUGGUUCGAACCCGACCUCUGCCUCUCGACUUCCCCUGUCUAGCCAUGGGCGACCUGGCAGUAUCCCAGCCCUCGUGCUUCAUUCGUGUGGCAUGGCAGCUAGGCACCGAAAGGAUGCUUCUUUUCCAUCUUUUUUCAACAGAAUUCAAAUGGAGACUCAGCUCAGUCCUCUCAACUCAGCGUGGUUGAUCUCCGUUACUUUUCUGAGUAUUGGAUACGGGGAUAUUGUACCACAUACACACUGCGGUCGUCUGGUUGCAGUCAUUACCGGUCUGAUGCAAAUGCUACAAAGCGACUCCACAAAUUGCGUAAUAGAUCUCAUUUUUCAAGAGACGCGAAGCAGAGUUACGAGGAAACAUACUACUCGCAUGCCUCAACAGUACUGUAGCAUCCUUUCGGUGCCUAACUGCCAUGCUACCAGACGGAAGCACGAGGGCUGGGAUACUGCCAGGUUGUCCAAGCCUAGACAGCGAAGGCGAGAUGCAGAGGGAUCCGCCUGUACAGCGCUGCUAGUGGCAGUUUUCUCGCGAAAGCUUGAGCUCUCCAAGGCAGAAAAGCACGUGCUUCAUUUUAUGGAGGCGAAUGAGAUCACAAAGCGAGUAAAGCACUGCGCUGCCAACGUGCUACGUGAGACCUGGUUGCUUUACAAAAAUGCCCGACUGAUGCCAACAGUCAAUCCCAAACGUGUGCGAGUACACCAAAGAAGGUUUUUACAAGCCAUUUACAGUUUACGGAAGAUAAAGGUGAAACAACGGGAAAUGCAGGACAAGUCGGACUCAUUGGUAGACCUUGCAAAGCUUCAAACAAAUGUAUUCGAGGGGGUUGCGGAUAUUUCUCUCAGACAAGAUUCGUUUCAAUCUCAACUGAAAUGCAUCGAACACCAACUUUUGGAGAUCAAGCGACUGAUAGUGGAAGAGCGCAGAAUCGAAAAGCCGUGCUCUUCACAACACAACCUCGUGACCGGAAGCCGCCAGCCUCGAAGACUUUCUGCUGAUAAUCAGUUGCGAACGAUUUUUCAUGAUUCCAGCUAGUCCACCAGAGCAGUCAAUUGUUGUAUUCAUAGAUAACCGCAC